Saccharomycopsis crataegensis is the source of this 1218-nucleotide messenger RNA. It is a transcript of the gene MME1, whose product is annotated as Mme1p. Bases 1 to 1218 code for a protein of 405 amino acids. Gene Ontology annotation, molecular function: magnesium ion transmembrane transporter activity. Lineage: Eukaryota; Fungi; Ascomycota; Saccharomycetes; Ascoideales; Saccharomycopsidaceae. The record is from RefSeq and is a predicted model, not a curated record. The transcript has a single exon. Gene Ontology annotation, biological process: magnesium ion export from mitochondrion.
AUGGAUGGCCUUAUAAAUGUUUUAUCAGGAUUUCUACGAACCAAUAAUAAUAUAAUUUACAACGACUGUCCCAAUGUCGAGCUUAACCAUGACUUGCAAGUCACUCUCAACAACAACAAUAUCAACAACUCUUCAAUAAACAACAACAACAACAACAAUAACAAUAACAACACCCCAGAAAGGGGCAAUGAAUUUGAUCCUCCAAUAUGGCACUGCAUGAUUGCUGGUCUUGUGGGUGGUGCCAUCGGUGAUAGUUCGAUGCAUUCUCUUGAUACGGUCAAGACACGACAACAGGCAGCACCAAAUAUUCUUAAAUAUAAGAACACCAUUGCGGCGUACCGUACCAUUUUUGUGGAAGAAGGGCUCUGUCGUGGGUUGUACGGUGGGUACGGGGCAGCGAUGCUUGGAUCAGUACCCAGCGGAAUGAUUUUCUUUGGGACCUACGAGUACCUUAAGCGGAAAAUGAUCAAUGAAUGGCAGAUCGAUGAAACCGCCACCCAUUUGGUGGCGGGGUUCAUGGGGGAUCUUGCCACGAGUUUCAUAUACGUGCCUUCAGAAGUUCUCAAGACCAGAUUACAAUUGCAAGGGCGUCACGAUAAUCCAUUUUUCAAGAGUGGGUAUAAUUAUAAAGGACUAGUGGAUGCCAUGGGGGUAAUUGGGAAAAAUGAAGGGUUCAGGACUUUCUUCUAUGGGUAUAAAGCUACGCUCUGUCGUGAUUUGCCAUUUAGUGCGCUUCAGUUUGCAUUUUACGAAAAGUUCCGGCAAGUGGCGUUCGAUUUGGAAGGACGACACAAGAAUGAACUUAGUUUGGUGUCAGAGAUCCUUACUGGGGCUGCUGCCGGGGGUAUUGCCGGAGUUAUCACCACCCCGUUAGACGUUUUCAAAACCAGAUUGCAAACACAAAACCCGGCGAGUGCUAGGGCGGCAGCAGGAACCCCAAGUAUCGAUUUCAAAGGAGCGUCAAUUUUCACCAGCAAACUGGCGACUAACAAUAUAAAGACGACACAGGCGAUCCGUCAGUAUACGAUUCCCACCACGGCACGCCCGGCGAUUCUCAAUACUUCGUCGGUGAUGAAGGGACUCUACAUUGUGUAUCGUACGGAAGGGGUGGUUGGGUUGUUUAGUGGAGUACAGCCGCGGUUUGUAUGGACCAGUAUUCAGAGCAGUAUCAUGUUAUUGUUGUACCAGGAGGCACUUAAGGAGUUGAAGCGGAUGUAA